ACAACAGUGGACCUGUCACGAACAUGAUGUAUGAACUAUGCUUUACUUAAAUCUUGCAUCGAAUCUUGAUGAACCAAUUAUUCAGUCUGGUUUCUGACAUUUGGGUGAGUUCAUGCACACCAGUAGCCGGCUGGAGGUCAUUUUGUUGGGAUCUGGCAGUGCUCCAUUCUGUUCCUCCACACAGAAAGGAGCAGAUACCGGUCCUGCUGCAGGGUUGAUGCCCUUCUAUGGCCCUGUCCAGCUCUCCUUGUGUAACAGCAGAUCUCCUCCUCCAUAAUCUUGAGUCUGUGCUGGGAGACACAGCAAACCUUCUUGUAAGGGCACAUAUGGACGUGCCAUCCUGAAGGAUCUGGACUAUCUGUGCAACCAAAAAAUUCGAGCAGGAACAGAGGUCAAGAUUUCAGUUUGUGCAGAUGAUUGCAGAUAGGGCAUCCAGACCCCAAAACAUAGAGACCCUGCAGCGUGUUGGGGUGAUGUCCUCACUGCAUCUCCUCAUACAGGAAGUGAGCCCUGGCAUCCAGCAGACUGCAGCCUUGGCUCUUGGCCGCCUGGCCGACCACAGCAUUGACCUGGCGAAGGUCAUCGUGACAGAAGACAUCCUGCCUCAACUGGUCCAUUCUUUUCCCUCGAAGAACAGGUUCUAUAAGAAGGCAGCAGCGUUUGUGUUUCGUGCUGUAGCCAAACACUCCCCUGACCUGGCCCAGGCUGUGGUGGCCUGUGGGGGUGUGGAUGCCAUGUUCCUCUGCCUGGAAGAUUUUGACCCCGGGGUGAAGGAGGCCGCAGCCUGGGCUCUGGGUAGUGUCGCCCAACACAAUGAGCUGUUGGCUCAGUCUGUGGUGGAUGUGGGUGCGGUCCCUCUGCUGCUGCUCUGUCUCCGGGAACCAGAGAUGGCUCUUAAACGCAUGGCGGCCUCCACCCUCAGCGACAUCUGCAAACACACGCCGGAGCUGGCGCAGGCGGUGGUGGACACCGGUGCCGUGGCGCAAUUGGCUCUGAUGAUCCGCUACCGGGACGCAAAACUGAAGAGGCAGGUGUUCUCAGCRCUCAGUCAGAUCAGCAAGCACUCUGUCGCCCUGGCAGAGAUGGUGAUCGAGGCAGAGAUCUUCCCUGCAGCCCUGGCCUGCCUCCGAGAUCCAGAUGAGUAUGUGAGGAAGAACGUCACCACUCUGAUGAGGGAGGUGGUGAAGCACUCACCAGAGCUGUCCCAGGUGAUUGUGAACUGUGGUGGCAUGUCAUCAGUCAUCGAUUCUCUGGGUGAAUGCCAAGGAAGCCUGCGGCUGCCGGGGAUCAUGAUGCUGGGAUACAUCGCUGCUCAAAAUGAGAACCUCGCCAUGGGCAUCAUUCUCUCCAAGGGGGUGCAACAGCUGGCCCUGUGUCUGUCUGAGGAGCGUGAGCAACACAUCAAGGCAGCCAUGGCCUGGUCCAUCGGCCAGAUUGGGCACCACACGCCAGAGCAUGCGAACGCCGUGGCCAAGGAGAAACUGCUGCCCAGCCUGCUGCAGCUCUACAUGGAGGCCAGCAGCUCAGAGGACCUACAGGUCAAAAGUAAGAAGGCUCUGAAGAGCAUCCUGCAGAAGUGCACCUACCUGCCUGCUCUGGAGCCCCUCCUCUACGAUGCUCCCAGCAACAUCCUCAAACAUGUUGCGUGCCAGUUCAGCAAAGUGCUGCCUCAUGACAGUAAGGCCCGACGUUUGUUUGUGACCAGCGGAGGUCUGAAGAAGGUGCAGGAGAUCGACGCUGAGCAGGGCUCUCCACUGCAGGAGUACAUCAACGCCAUCAACAGCUGUUUCCCAGAAGAGAUAGUCAGGUACUGCACCCCUGGCUACUCAGAUGUCUUGUUGGAGAAGGUAGAGAACUACCAGCUUGCCACACAUCAAAGGAUGUAGCCUUCACAGUUCAUUUGAUGU
Paralichthys olivaceus (Japanese flounder) is the source of this 1907-nucleotide messenger RNA. Lineage: Eukaryota; Metazoa; Chordata; Actinopteri; Pleuronectiformes; Paralichthyidae. The record is from RefSeq and is a predicted model, not a curated record.